Platichthys flesus (European flounder) is the source of this 3200-nucleotide messenger RNA. It is a transcript of the gene tlnrd1, whose product is annotated as talin rod domain containing 1. NCBI's taxonomy places the organism in Eukaryota, Metazoa, Chordata, Actinopteri, Pleuronectiformes, Pleuronectidae. The record is from RefSeq and is a predicted model, not a curated record. The coding region runs from base 1553 to 2617 and encodes 354 amino acids. Gene Ontology annotation, molecular function: actin binding. The transcript has a single exon.
UAGCUAGCAAGGCUAGCGGCUGUCUUGACGCAGCAGGGAUGUCUGACGGCAGCAGUCAGUCCUGAAAGCAGCCGUAUAAAACCUCCCUGACUGCGGUGGAAGUGGACUCUCAUCCCGCGGUGUCUUCAGUGAGUCAGCGGCUGGCUAACGCGCGCGGUGCCGCGUUAUUUGCAGAGUGAACGACGCCUUGUGUUGCUCCGUUGCUACAACUUUGCUGAGUCCAGACACCGCUCAGCGCGACCACACCCUCCCCGCUUCCUCAUAGCGCAGCAGCGGGAGCGCGCAGCCCCGCUUUGAAUCUCCGGGAAUAACGGCCACUUCUCCCCGCUGCCUGUCCGGGUCCGUGGGACCAGAUACAGCGAGUGGGUUGAAUGCCCGAAGGCCACCGACUGGUAUGGAUCUGAGGAGCGACUCCCCACAGAGGACAUGCGGGGCCACACACUCUCCGGUCCCGAGUUAAGACGCGAAGGAGGAGGAGGGCGGUCAGACGGACGAUGCAUAUGGAACCGAGGCGACCGGAGCAACUGCUAGCAUCUAACCCGGGGCUCUGUCCGAAAAAGAAGAGGUUGAAAGCAGAUUGAGGGCUUCGUGUGCUUGGACUGUCGCCCUCUCGGUGGAUUCUACUCGGGGAGGGACUCGUGAAAUGAUGGUGCUGGAGGCAAACGCAGGUCUUCCCGCUACCCAGAAGAGCCGCCCGGGUGUUGCCCCGUCUGGAACCAGCAUGAGUACGACAGGCCGGUCAAAGUCAGCGGGAACAAGUCGGACGAGGUGUCGGUGUUGUGUCAGGUUGUUUGUGGACACUAAAUGAGAUCCUGUUGAUUUAAAGAAAGACCUCAAAUAACCUAGUUCAAGUUGAGGUGAUGUUUUGUCGCCUGCAGUCAUAGAAGGAAAAGCGGAGCAGAUGUAGUUCCAGUUAGGAAUGUGUUUGAAAAUGUACGGGGCUUCUGACAUUGUUUUCACAGCCUUAUUCUCAACUUGCACUUUGCCUUGUUGAAGGCUCCCUCGUGGCACUGCAGCUUGUGUGCGAGUUUAUUAGUUCAUUAACAAAAACCUGUGAAUCUGUUCCACAAGAACCUGGAGCUACAGUGAGGAGAUUGACUUUUUUUAUAAUAAUGAAAUGUGUUGUUCAGGGCAUUUAAACUCAAUUAAAUUCAUUUAGAUAAGAUCAUAUAACACCCAACACUGAUUAGUCAGAAGUUGUGGGGAUUGUUGGUCAGCUGUGUUACUUCAGAGAAGCAUUAGUUAACGGUGAGGGUGUUAUUCAUAAAUGCCGUAAUUAAGUUUUUCCUUGUUACACAUGUUUACAUUAAGAAUACAUGUCGUGUGUAUCAACAUAUAAUAUUCGCUUCAUUUUACUCUGAAGGAAUUUAAGGAAGACAGUUUGGUCAGUUGUUAUUUUAAGGAAUCUGUUAUAGGCAGUGAGGUGACACUUAGUUUGAAAUGUCUUAAAAGGUACAAUGCAGUGUGCCGCAGAAGAAAACUAAAUAAUUGAACCCUCCAGAAGAGCAGUUUGAUCCACACCCCCACCCCUCCACACACAACCCUCCUUAUUAUGGCUAGUGGUGGUUCUGGCAAAUCGGCUAGCGAGGGAUCAACCAGCACACCCAGUGGCAGUUUGCAGCAGAGGAAGCGUCUCUCCUCCAUAUGCGACACAUGUAAGGGCAAGAUGCAGCUGGUGGCUGACCUCCUCCUGCUGGCCAGUGAAACCCGGCCAGUAAUGACCCACGAAGGUGUAGCGGUGGCCGACACCUUUGACCAGUGCCGUGACACGGUCAUCGCCAGGACUAAAGAGCUCUCCAUUCUCACCCACGAUAUCCAGAGCCAGCUCAACAUGGGCCGCUUCACAGAGGUGGGGGACCGCCUCUUGGAGAUGGCAGACCUUGUGGUGUCUCUGACUGAGUGCUCAGCCCAUGCCGCUUACCUUGCAGCCGUGGAGACCCCCGGCUCUCAGCCCUGCCUCUCGGGUCUGGUGGACAGAUACAAAGUGACCCGCUGCCGACACGAGGUGGAACAGAGUUGCGGCAUCCUCCGAAUCACACCCCUGCCAGACCUCACUCCCCAACUCCUCCUCGAACUCUCUCAAAACAUCUCCACCAACCUCAAGACUCUGACGGAUAUCUCGUCGCUGGCCAGCGAGAGGUCUAGGGACCGCUUUGCAAAGGAACAAUUCAAGUUGAGCGUCAAGAGCAUGAGCACUAGCGGCACGGCCUUCCUGGCAUGUGUCAAGGAGGUGAAAACCCAGCCCAGUGAGCUGACCAGGAACCGCUGUGUCCUUUUUAGUGCCGCCCUGGUCCAGGCUGUCAGCGCCCUGGUUGGGUUCGCCACAGAGCCUCAGUUCCUGGGAAGAGCUGCGAGUAUCUCCACUGAAGGGAAGGGGGUACAGACUGCGGUUUUAGGGGGGGCCAUGAGUGUGGUUUCAGCCUGUGUCCUCCUCACUCAGGGCCUUAGGGACGUUGCCCAGCAUCCAGAGAGCAGCUCCAAAAUGGCAGACUACCGGGAGCGUCUGCGUAACUCGGCGUGCGCCGUGUCAGAUGGCUGCACUCUGCUCACUCAGGCACUCAGAGAACGCUCCUCUCCAAGGACUCUGCCGCCAGUCAACUCUCAUUCUGUGAAUUAGCUUAGGAAGAGGCAACAUGAUCUCCAUUCGCCUCUGUCCUAUAUUGACGUACCAAAGAGACUCACUUGGGUUAUCCCUGUUCAUCAGGUUUAGAGUCAGAGUAAUGUCAGAAGAAGGCUUUGGCUCUGUCCAUGUUGGUGAAAGUCUGUCGAUAUCAAAGGAGCACAACAACUUCCACUGCAUGGUUUUGUGUUGCGCUGGAUGUGACUCAAACCGUGUUAGAAAUGGACCACUUGGCCGCUGUCAUCAGCAGACAGCAGCCUUCUAAACCUGAAAAGUUUACCUCAGUUUUCAGCUCCGGUGAAAACGCCAGCCUUGAUGAUGGAUGUAGCCUUGCUGUGUGAACCUAUGGUUGGCUGACCUGCUCAAUUACAUGUGCUAUGUGAGAUUGGAAAGAGUGAUCAUCUGAGUGUCUCAAAGGAUAUUUUUUUCAACAUGUGUGAAUUCUUAAUUGGUAAAAUGCUGCUGUGAGUGUGUGCCAUAGGUUUUACACUAUUUACCAGAUGCGCAUAGUAUUUUAAAGUGUUUUGAUCAUGCAUGUAAUGGAGUAUUUAUUUCAACUAUUAAAAUGUUGUUUCUGAUA